Molecule: messenger RNA, 1128 nt
Organism: Bursaphelenchus xylophilus (pine wood nematode)
Lineage: Eukaryota; Metazoa; Nematoda; Chromadorea; Rhabditida; Aphelenchoididae
Source: the annotation of a GenBank genome assembly
AUGUCCGAGGAGGAUGUGCUACUUACAGUAUCCCAGAAGAAAUCGUUAGCUGAUUUUUAUGUUCAUCGCGAACUCGGAAGUGGAUCGUAUUCCAACGUGUACUAUGCGACGGCCAAGUCAGAUGGCAAGAAAUACGCACUGAAAGUUUGUGAUAAACACAGGAUUCUCAGAGAGAAGAAGGUACCUUAAUAUCCAGAAAACCGUUAGAUCCGUUUUUAGACUAAGGCAGUUUUCCGAGAGAAAGAUGCUUUGAUGCAACUGUCGACGGCGGAGAAACGACGGCCAUUUAUUGUCAUGUUAUACUGCACCUUCCAAGACGAAUCGUCUCUUUAUUUUGUUCUCAGUUAUGCUGAACAUAGAGAUCUUGCCGAGAAAAUGCUCAAACAGAAAACCUUGGAUCUGGAGACAACCAAGUUCAUUAUUUCUGAAUUGGUGACGGCGAUUGGUAGGAGGACGAAUAAGUAUAAGUACGAAUAAAUUUUCAGCUUAUUGUCAUUCUAAUGGAAUUCUUCAUCGAGAUAUAAAGCCUGGUAAUAUGCUGAUUAAAGAGGAUUUCCAUAUGAUGUUGGGCGAUUUCGGAGAGUGUAUUACAAUCGCUGAGAACGAAAAAGUGAUUUCAUCAGACGCCAAAAGGAAAUGCUCAUUUGUGGGAUCUCAUCUUUAUGUCUCGCCCGAAGUAAGUUAUUGCUGAUUUAUUAAUUAACCGGAAUUUAAUAAAUCCAUGUAUGUUUCUUAUAGGUACUAAGAGGACAAGGUGUGGAUGAAACUUGUGAUUAUUUUGCAGUUGGAUCUAUUCUGUUUGAAUUCGUCACGGGAAAGGCCCCCUACCAUGAUCUCUCCGAACAUCUAGUCUUCCAACGGAUCAUCAAGAAUUUAUUUUCUUUUCCUGACGACUUUCCAUGCCCUAAAGCCAAGUCUGCCGUUCUCGAAUUUCUGGAACCAAAGAAGGAGAAUCGAUUGGGAUCAAAAGCUAAAAACGGAUUCGAUGGCAUCAAAAAUCAUUGUUUCUUUGAAGGUGUGGAUUGGGAAAAUUUGUUUAAUUUAAAGUCACCCUUGGCCAAAUAUUACUCUAAAACCGAAGCGACGAGAGAGGAAGUUGAAUGUGAUGACCUUCUGAAAAAUUUUUAA